This is a messenger RNA of Entamoeba invadens IP1, 924 nucleotides long. Its product is annotated as leucine rich repeat containing protein. The transcript has a single exon. NCBI's taxonomy places the organism in Eukaryota, Evosea, Mastigamoebida, Endamoebidae. The annotation marks the transcript as partial. The record is from RefSeq and is a predicted model, not a curated record.
AGAAAAGUUUAUGGCGAUGAUAUACCAAGUACAAUAAAAAUGCUUGGAUAUGAAUGUUAUUCGCGUUCAAAUUUUAAAAAAUUUUCAUUGCCUAACAUAAUCACCUCACUCUAUGAGGGCUGUUUUUACUACUGUGAAUCUUUAUCUGUAAUAACACUUCCAAGCAAUUUGAGAGAAAUAGGAAACAAAUGUUUUGGUAACUGUUUUGCAUUGAAGGUACUUGACCUUCCAAUAACAGUUACAACAAUUGGGUGUUGUUUUGUUGACAACUGUUACAGUCUUACGUCAAUAAGUGUGCCAGAAACACUCACUUUAUUGCCACAAUAUUGUUUCCAUGGAUGUAGCAAAUUAAGUGGAUUUUCGUUUCCUGACCAUUUGAAGUCGAUUGGCGAUUUUUGUUUCCAAGAUUGUUCAUCGUUAAAAUCAAUUGUAAUACCCGAUUGUGAGUGUUUUAUAGGCGAAAAGGUAUUUGAUCAUUGCAUCAAAUUGACUUCAUGUAAUAUUGAUGGAAAAAUUAACAGUAUAUAUGAUUUGUGUUUUAAUUGUUGUUCUUGUCUUGUCUCAGUUGAUAUUCCAAACACUGUUACCAACAUCGGAAAGUCUUGUUUUCGCGAGUGUCACAUGUUAAAGAAUAUAACUCUUCCUCAUCAAUUGCAAGCAAUACCCCAUCAAUGUUUCUUCAAUUGUUUUGAAUUAGAAAAAUUUGUUAUACCCAAGAACGUCAGUGCAUUGGGGUCUUGCGCUUUUAGUCGAUGUAUCAAAAUACAAACUAUUGUAAUACCAAGUCGUGUAAAGUCGAUUGGACACAACUGCUUUAAUGGGUGUCAAUCUCUGGAAAUCACUAUUCCAAGCACAGUCACAUUCACUGAUAAGUAUUGUUUUAAAAAGUGUAAAAAAAUAACCAAAGAAAAUGAAAAUAAAUAA